Saprolegnia diclina VS20 is the source of this 219-nucleotide messenger RNA. RefSeq lists its product as hypothetical. The record is from RefSeq and is a predicted model, not a curated record. The transcript is spliced from 2 exons. NCBI's taxonomy places the organism in Eukaryota, Oomycota, Saprolegniomycetes, Saprolegniales, Saprolegniaceae. Bases 1 to 219 code for a protein of 72 amino acids.
AUGGCCGCGCUCUCGAGCUUGACUGGCGAUCCUUCCGCCAUCGAGAAGGCUAUGGAGAAAGCGCGUUUAGCGAUGGAGACGACUCUCGCGGAUGCCAAGCUCGUGCACGCAAAGUUUGCGGCCAUUGAGAUGAUGGCCCAAGCCCGGGAGGCCUUGAAGAAGGCAGGCGCUACCCAAGAAGAAAUCGAUAUGGUUGCGCCGCUCACUAUGGAGAUUUAA